AUGAACUCACCGUGGAUUGCACACGAUCCCAGCCGACGCAUUCACGACAGAGUGCAAUACCCUGAUCGAGACCAACUUGCAGAUGUUCCCGCCAAGGGCAGGGGAGAACAUGGCGGGCCUGGAAAGCCCAAGCCAUAUGAUCCCGGCUAUGGUGUAGGGAAGCCGAAGCCUCCCAAGCCGCACUUCCCUCCUCCCAAGCCCCACAAGCCUGAUCACCCUGGAAAGCCAGACUAUCCCAAGCCAGAAAAGCCAGAAAAGCCAGAAAAGCCAGAAAAGCCAGAAAAGCCAGAAAAGCCAGACCAUCCAAGCAAGCCCCAUAAGCCGUGGGAGAACAAGCCCGGCCAGCCUGGGAAGCCUCCUCACCCGCCUCCUAAGCAUCCUAAGCCGGAACCUCACUAUCCUCCUUCUAAGCCGCACAAGCCUGAGCCUCAUUACCCGCCUAAACCUCCUAAACCUGAUCACCCAGGAAAGCCCAACCACCCUGACAAGCCCGACUAUCCUGGACCCGGCAAACCUAGCCACCCAGGACAGCCUGACUACCCAGGUGGUAAGCCAGACCAUCCAGGCAAGCCUGAACAUCCAGGAAAGCCUGACUAUCCAGGACCUGGCAAACCUGAUCACCCGGGUAAACCUGAUCAUCCCGGUCCUGGUAAGCCCGGCUACCCUGAGCCUGGAAAGCCGGAUGGCCCUGGAAAGCCUGACUAUCCUCAACCUGGAAAACCAUAUGGUCCCGGUAAGCCAACUGGACCAGGCAAGCCUGAUAAGCCUUCUACUUAG
Messenger RNA from Fusarium tjaetaba, 777 nucleotides. RefSeq names its product early nodulin 75 precursor. The record is from RefSeq and is a predicted model, not a curated record. The transcript has 2 exons. Bases 1 to 777 code for a protein of 258 amino acids. Lineage: Eukaryota; Fungi; Ascomycota; Sordariomycetes; Hypocreales; Nectriaceae.